AUGAAAUCCUGUAAGGAAUCGCGUUUGCGAAUUUUUUCUUCUUACAAUGAUGCAUUGGAGUAUUCCAACAGCUUUAUUGGCUCUUCAUUCCCCGAGGUACUCUUUAAAUGUUUUAUUGCUAUCAAGCCUAAAAAUAAAGGAGAAUAUUGUCCUUUUCGUAAUAUAAAGCAGGCAGAAUACUGCAAAUUUAGAACUGCUAUUGAACGGGGCGAUAUUGCUUUUAUAUCUAAUUGCAUCCUCUCAAACCCUUUGUGGCUUGUUACUUCUAGUGAUUCUCCAACACUCCUUCAACUGCGCUUGCGCUACAAUGCCUUGCAUAUAGCUGCCGCUGCCGGGCGUAGUGAAAUGAUAAGUCUCUUUCUUCAGUAUCUUGACUCCGUCGAUAUUUGGCAAGCCCUUUAUCCGUUUUCUGAUAUUGAAAAUUGUCUUUCUCGCCAAAAAAGGGUGUUAGACUUUUACCUGAAUAGUCCGGAAACUGGUGUACGUUUGUUUUUAUCUUUGGAACGUAACCUUUGGCGUAAAUGUAGUUUGCUCGAUAGAAAAAACUUAGAGACUCCUCUCCACUUUGCAAGCAAGUUUUGUCGCCCUGGUUGUGUGCGUGCCCUUCUUAGUCAUCCGUUAACGAUUCCAACCAUACGCAAUAGAGGCGGUUUUACUCCUCGUGAAGUGGCUGCAACUCGCUGGUCACGAAAAUUAAUGGGUGAUGAUACAAUCUCAUUUGGCAAUUCAGGCAAUCAAUUAACCGAGGCUAAAUGCGCUGAAAUUAUCCUCCAGAUCUUUGACGAGCGGUAA
Protopolystoma xenopodis is the source of this 792-nucleotide messenger RNA. The record is from the annotation of a GenBank genome assembly. Lineage: Eukaryota; Metazoa; Platyhelminthes; Monogenea; Polystomatidea; Polystomatidae.